AUGGCGAGGCCACCAAAAGCGUCUCGCGAAGAAAGCGCCAUUGUCCGAACCACGCGCCAGGGCGACAAGCCAUCUUGCUGGCCCAACGUCUUGAACUCGUCACGAAGUCGGCCCUCGCGCUGCGAGUCCUUGGAAAAAGGCGCCCUACGCGUCCCUCCCUCGGCCGGAAUGGUGAAGAGCUUCCUCAUCUCGGCCGUGAACCCCCGGUUGAAGCCAUGCAGGAUCUGCGCUGGACUUUUAUACCUAGUGAGUGGACGCACGGUGCGCGCUCAGGAUGCGACAGGUAGCCGCUUCUUCUGCUCCGCCAUCCCAGCGGGGUCCGACCCCAGCUGCUCGUUCGACCCCAAUGGUAACCGGGUGCAGAGCACCAGCCCCGUAGAGGACGAGCUACGGAACACCAUCCUCCAACUCCGGGAGACCAUCCUCCAGCAGAAGGAGACUAUCGUGAGCCAGCAGGGCACUAUCAAGGAGCUGAACUCCAAACUGGCCCGCUGCGAGGCGGCCGCGGAGGACACUGCGGGCAGGUCCAGGGGCCAGAGCUCCAGGCGGAAGGACUACAGUAAGAACACCAUGGGAGACCUUCCCAGGGACCCCACGGAAACUAUAGACCAGCUGGGAAAGACCAUGCAAGGGCUCAAGGGUCGGCUGGAGAAUCUGGAGCAGCAGCAGUUGCGUGCCAACACGUCAGCGGCAGCAGCAGCAGGUGUGGGUGGGAAUGCAGUGGGGCCCCUACCGGCAGAGCUGCGGGAGCUGCUGAAGCACCGUUUGGGGGCCCUGGAGGGCCAGCUGCUGAGGAAGGUGGCCGAGCUGGAGGAAGAGAAGAGCCAGCUGUACAACGAGACGGCUGCCCACCGUCAGCGCACCGAGAGCACCCUCACCUCGCUGCUUGAGAGGAUCACUGAGCUGGAGAGAAGUAACAACGCAUUUAAGUCACCCGAGGAUUUCAAGGUGUCUCUCCCCCUGCGCACCAACUACCUGUACGGACGCAUCAAGAAGAGUCUCCCUGAGAUGUAUGCCUUCACAGUGUGUAUGUGGCUGAAGUCCAGCGCCAGUCCUGGUAUAGGAACCCCCUUCUCCUACGGGGUGCCAGGACAGGCCAAUGAGAUCGUGCUCAUUGAGUGGGGCAACAACCCCAUAGAGCUGUUGGUCAACGACAAAGUGGCCCAGCUGCCCCUGUCGGUGAGUGACGGCCGCUGGCACCACAUCUGCAUCACCUGGACGACGCGGGAUGGAUUCUGGGAGGCAUACCAGGACGGGGAGAGGCUGGGCACUGGGGAGAACCUGGCCCCCUGGCACCCAAUUAAACCUGGAGGGGUGAUCAUCCUGGGACAGGAACAG
Coregonus clupeaformis (lake whitefish) is the source of this 1338-nucleotide messenger RNA. RefSeq names its product neuronal pentraxin-2-like. The record is from RefSeq and is a predicted model, not a curated record. The annotation marks the transcript as partial. The transcript has 6 exons. Lineage: Eukaryota; Metazoa; Chordata; Actinopteri; Salmoniformes; Salmonidae.